This is a messenger RNA of Protopolystoma xenopodis, 318 nucleotides long. The record is from the annotation of a GenBank genome assembly. NCBI's taxonomy places the organism in Eukaryota, Metazoa, Platyhelminthes, Monogenea, Polystomatidea, Polystomatidae.
AUGAUGAUGCAAGUGGAAGAUCUUAUGAGUGAGGUUUUACGGGGUGCUCUCUUUGAUACAACAUAUGAACCAUCCUUGCUUCAGACUAUUGGCAAGAAUCUGGCCAAUGUUAUUCGCAAGAGAGUGCGUGAAGUUUGCAAUCCCGUGCGCUAUAAAUACGUUGUGAUGGUACAUUUAGGGUCUCGAAAGGACUCUAGCAUCUCAAUCGUCAGUCGGGCGGUUUGGUUUCCAGAGUCAGGCGAUAAUUACGCAUCUGUAACUUAUUCUAACCCAUCGGUAUUUGGAGUCGCAAUGGUUUUUGCGACGUUCUUUGAAUAA